Molecule: messenger RNA, 2451 nt
Organism: Kalmanozyma brasiliensis GHG001
Lineage: Eukaryota; Fungi; Basidiomycota; Ustilaginomycetes; Ustilaginales
Product: Phosphoribosylglycinamide synthetase, ATP-grasp (A) domain protein
Exons: 1
Coding region: 1-2451 (816 amino acids)
Biological process (GO): 'de novo' IMP biosynthetic process; adenine biosynthetic process
Cellular component (GO): cytosol
Molecular function (GO): phosphoribosylformylglycinamidine cyclo-ligase activity; phosphoribosylamine-glycine ligase activity; ATP binding
Source: RefSeq, a predicted model, not a curated record
AUGGCCUCUUCCUCGCUCAACACGACUCUCGAGUCGAUGAUUCCAUCGCCCGCCCCGCUUCGCGUCCUCAUCCUCGGCUCGGGUGGACGUGAGCAUGCCAUCGCCAACCACUUUCUCCGCUCGCCUCGCGUAGAGCAUGUCUUCUGCGCUCCCGGCAACGGUGGUACCGCCACGCUCGACUCUCGAUGCACCAACCUCGAUUCGCCCAAGGCGUCUGGCGACUUCACCGAAAUCACCACAUGGGCCGUGCAGAACGGCAUCAACCUCUGCUUCCCCGGUCCUGAACAGCCUCUCGUCGAUGGCGUCGAGCUUGCCUUCCGCAAGGUCGGCAUCCCCGUCUUCGGUCCCUCGCCCGUUGCCGCGCAGAUGGAGGGCUCCAAGACCUUCGCCAAGGCUUUCAUGGACAAGUACAACAUCCCCACCGCCGCCGCCCAGUCCUUCGAUGCUUCGCAGGUGCAAGAGUGUCUCGAGUACAUCCAGAAGCUUGGCGGUGCCCAACAAAUUGUCCUCAAGGCGUCUGGUCUUGCUGCCGGUAAGGGUGUCCUGCUCCCUGAGUCGGAUGAGGAGGCUCGUCAGGGCGUAGAGGAUAUCCUCGUCAAGAAGGUCUUCGGCGAUGCUGGCUCAUCGCUCUUGAUCGAGCAGAGGCUCCUUGGCCCCGAGCUUUCGGUGCUUGCCUUCUCGGACGGAUACACCAUCACUGCUCUGCCCGGCUGCCAAGACCACAAGCGUAUCGGCGAGGGCGACACUGGCCCCAACACGGGUGGUAUGGGUGCCUACUCGCCCGCGCCUGAGGGCCUUGUCGAUGACCUUCCCGCUCGCAUCCGCAAGGAGGUCCUUGUCCCCACGAUCGAUGGCAUGCGCAGCGAAGGUUUCCCUUUCGUCGGUAUGCUCUUUGUCGGUCUCAUGCUCACCGCUGACGGUCCCAAGGUGCUCGAAUACAAUGUCCGCUUCGGUGACCCCGAGACCGAGGCUGUUCUCGAGCUCCUCGACGAGUCCCAGACCAGCCUCGCCGACAUCAUCCUCGCCUGUGUCGAGCGCCGACUCGACCAGGUCAAGCCCGUCGUUCGCAACCAACACGCCGUCAGCAUCGUCCUCGCCAGCCAAGGCUACCCCGGCAAAUAUCCCACUGGUGUCCCCAUCACGAUCGGUGCCGUUCCUCAGAACGUCACCGUCUACCACGCCGGUACCAAGCUCGAUGGCAGCGGACAGCUCGUUACUGCUGGUGGCCGUGUCAUUGCCGUUUCGGCAUUCGGUGACACGCUGCAAGAGGCCGUCGAACUCGCCUACAAGGGUGUUGACGCGGUCCAAUUCGAGGGCAAGACGUUCCGACGCGACAUUGCGCACCGAGCACUCAAGCCUGCUGCCGGUUCUUCCUCCAAUGGUCUCACCUACGCCGCUGCCGGUGUCGACAUCGAGGCCGGCAACUCGCUCGUCGAAGCCAUCAAGCCUCUUGCCAAGUCGACCCGUCGCCCUGGUUGCGAUGCUUCGCUCGGUGGCUUCGGCGGCACAUUCGAUCUCAAAGCCAUCAACAUGCGCGACCCCGUCCUGGUCUCGGGCACCGACGGCGUCGGCACCAAGCUCCGUGUCGCUCUCGACAUGAACAAGCACGACACGGUCGGCAUCGAUCUGGUGGCCAUGUCGGUCAACGACCUGCUCGUCCAGGGUGCUGCGCCGCUCUACUUCCUCGACUACUUUGCGUGCUCCAAGCUGAGCGUCCCCGUUGCCGCCUCCGUCAUUGCUGGUAUUGCCGAGGGGUGCAGGCAGUCCAGGUGCGGUCUGAUUGGCGGUGAGACUGCGGAGAUGCCGGGCAUGUACGAGGGCGAUGACUACGAUCUGGCCGGUUUCGCGGUGGGUGCCGUGGAGAGGGAGGCGCUGCUGCCGUUGCUCGACCAGUUGAAGGCCGGCGACGUGCUUGUGGGUCUGCGCAGUUCCGGGUUGCACUCGAACGGCUUCUCGUUGGUGCGCAAGAUCAUUGCUCGAUCGGGACUCAAGUAUUCGUCGGCAUGCCCUUGGUCGGCGGAGAAGGACGGCUCAUCGCCCGCUGCCACGCUCGGCGACGCUCUGAUCGAGCCCACUCGCAUCUACGUCGAGGCUCUCACACCGCUCUUUGCCGAGGCGCAGGGUCUGCUCGCUCUCUCGCACAUCACUGGCGGUGGAUUCACAGAAAACAUCCCACGCAUUCUGUCCAAGGGCAAGGGUGUCGAGAUCGACCUGGCCUCGUGGAAGCGACCGGCGCUGUUCGACUGGCUGCAGAAGAUCGGUGGUGUUGCGCCCGAGGAGAUGGCCAGGACGCUGAACAACGGCAUCGGCAUGGUGCUCAUCGUCGAGGCGCAGCAGCAGGAGAGGAUCGUGGAGCUGCUCACCAAGGCUGGCGAGAAGCCGGUUGUCAUGGGCCAGGUGAUCGACGGCGAGGGAGUCCACUACAAGAACAUGGACAGCUGGACGGUAUGA